GUGUCACACACCCUCUACGUCAGACUACUCUUGCCUCAAACUUUUCUCCCUCAUUCCCUUCACUCACGGCUGUCACCUUCUCCUGUAAAGUUGCCCCGGUAGAAUGAAGGAGGACAUUCUUGAAAUGAGUAGUAGAACGAAUGAGAAAUUCCGUUUACACAAAGGAUUCGAUAGAAAAUAUUUGCACAGGUAAACUUCACCUGCAGCCUUUCACUCAAGAUGGCCAGCCAGAACAAAUGCUACCAUGAUGAGCCAAUGAGCUUCUUCUACAACAACAGCAACCAGACCAAAGACGACUGGAACUCCACACAGCUCAUUCUGGUCCAAGUUGUAGGCUCCCUCUUCUGCUGCUUUAUCCUGGUGUCCAACGCCAUGGUCAUUGCCGCCAUCAUCACCAACAAGAGGUUCCACUACCCGUUCUACUAUCUCCUUGCCAACCUGGCCGCUUCAGACUUCCUCGCUGGAAUAGCCUACGUAUACCUCAUGUUCAACACCGGGACGGUGUCCAGGAAACUAACCGUGAGGGGCUAUUUCAUUCGUCAAGGACUUCUGGACACCAGCCUCUCAGCCUCUCUGGCGAACUUGCUAGUGAUCGCCUUGGAGCGCUACAUCUCUGUGAUGAACUGGAAGGUCCACAGUAACUUGACCAAGCGGCGGGUGACCCUGCUCAUCGUGCUGGUGUGGGCCAUCUCUAUCUUCAUGGGCACCGUGCCCAGCCUGGGGUGGAACUGCAUCUGCAACCUUCAGGACUGCUCCCAGCUGGCGCCCAUCUUCAGCCGGAGCUACCUGAUUUUCUGGUCCGUGUCCAACCUGGUUUUGUUCCUGGUCAUGGUGUCCAUCUACCUGCGGAUUUACACCUACGUCAAGAGGAAAACGGCGGUGCUCAGCCCGCACACCAGCGGCUCCAUCAACCGCAAGAGGACACCCAUCAAGCUCAUCAAGACAGUCAUGACUGUGUUAGGGGCGUUUGUGAUCUGCUGGACGCCGGGCCUGGUGGUGCUGCUGCUAGACGGCCUCCAUUGCCAGCAGUGCGAGGUGAUGCUCUUUAAGCGCUGGCUCCUCCUGCUGGCAGUACUCAACUCGGUCAUGAACCCUGUCAUCUACUCCUACAAGGAUGACGAGAUGUGGACCACCUUCAAGAACCUGCUUCGCUGCGUGGGCAAUGGCACCCGGCGCCAGCGCUCGUCCAGGGCCAACGCCCGGCCCCUCAGCUCAGCCCAGGAGACGGGCACCACGCCGCAGACCUCUGAGGAGAAGGAGACCACCAAGGACUCGGACGCCCAGGAGAUGCUCAAGGCCUGAACCAAGACCUGAGGCAAGCAAGGCCGUUGUGGGAGUGUCACUACAAGUGGAUGUAAAGAGACAUAUAAAGACACAGAUGGGUCUUCUAUGGUCCAAUGUUGUCUUCAGUGUAGCUGACUGGUUUAAAGGGCAGCUCAAACUGGGUCUGGACCUUAGUGGAGGAUUCCUAGAGGAGUGAAGGGCCAUCCCUACUCUGCCCAAUAUGGGAUAUUAGCCUGCAAACUAAGGGGGCGACAACAGUAUAUCCAAAUGGCUGAAGAAAGAUGUUGUGAUAUGAAGUAGACAGUGGUGUAACGGUACAUUUCCUGUUUUUACCUCAAUAGUUUUUUUAUGAUCUUGAAAAGAGUAACUGAUGCCUUUUCCACCGUAUAACCUUUAAAACUCAUGGAUUUUUUUCAUCAGGGUAUUAAUCUUGCCCUUAUUUCCUUUUGAAAACAAAGUACUGUACUUGACGAAAUAGCAUUGUUCUUGGUUUUCAAUUCUCAUUGUUCCUAUUUUUGAUACACACAGGGAAUCAUAAUCUACUGUAUUUGGCUGCUAACAUCCCUGAAUGUUGUGUUAAUGAAUUGACAAAUUCCUUUCUAAUGGAAGGAAAAUGUGUGUCUCUCAACUAGAAUAGAUAGCACUAGUCCCAAUUUGCUCCCUUCCCCUUGCUCUUGUCCCUUACCUUAAAAUGUUUGCAGAUCUGAAGUGUCAGUGUAGUGGUGGAGCGUCCACCAUUUUGUGUGCCUUACAAUCUGCUAACAUCGAAGGAUUCGGGCCAAUGGGUUAAUGAGGGACGAUUAUUUGGAAACAUGUCAAACUUUUCUAAUGUCAAACUGCCCUAGAUACACAGUAUAUGGCUAUUGGCACAACUGUCAUUUUAAAGGAAGACCAUUAAAUCCACCUUGCUUUGACAGUUAGUGGUCCAUGCAGUACCCCAAAAGGAAGUCAUUUAUUUUGCCAGAUGCAUCAUCAGUACAGCUGUCACUCCCUUUAACACUACUACAUGUACAGUGCAUUGACUUUUUUCAAAUUUUGUUGAUACAAAGUGGAGUUAAUUUCAUAGUCUUUAUUUUUCAAUGAUCUACACAAAAAGAAAAUAUUAAUGGAAAAUUAAACACGAGUUCAGGGCUUUCAGAAUGUAUUCACACCCCUAGAAUUUUACACCUUUUGUUUUGUUUUGUUUGUUUUGUUACAAACUGGAUUUAAUUGUCUUUUUUUGUUGUCAAUAUACACAAAAUACUCUAAUGUCAAAGUGGAAGAAAAAUUCUAACAUUUUGUAAAAAAGUUAAUGAAAAAUAAAACACUAAUAUAUCUUCAUUAGAUAAGUAUUCAACCCCCUUAGCCAAUACAUGUUAGAAUCACCGUUGGCUGCGAUUACAGCUGUGAGUUUUUCUGGGUAAAUCUCACACCUGGAUUGUGCAACAAAACUAGGUUUUCCUCUAGGAUUUUGCCUGUGCUUAUCUCCACUCCCUAGUCCGAUUACAAGCAUACCCAUAACAUGAUGCAGCCACCACUAUGCUUGAACAUAUGGGGAGUGGUGCUCAGUAAUGUGUUCUAUUGGAUUGGCCCGAAAACAUAACACUUUGUAUUCGGAAAGAAAAUGUAUUGCUUCACCAUGUUUUGCAGUAUUGCUUCAACUCUUACCCUACGGGGUCUGCUGUUUUUCUGUUCUACCUGAUCAUUAAUUGCACCUACCUGGUGUCCCAGGUCUAAAUCAAUCCCUGAUUAGAGGGCAAUAAUGAAAUAUUCAGUGCAACUGGCAUCGAGGUCCAGAGAUGAGUGUUAUGGGUUUAGUGCCAGGAUGCAUGUUUUGGACAUUUUUUUUAUUCUGUACAGGAUUCCUUCUUUUCACUCUGUCAAUUAGUUGUGGAGUAACUACAAUGUUGUUGAUCCAUCCUCAGUUUUCUCCUAUCAAAGCCAUUAGACUCUGUAAAUGUUUAAAAUUCACAAUUGGCCUCAUGGUGAAAUCCCUGAGUGGUUAUCUUCCUCUCUGGCAACUGCGUGAAGGACGUCUGUAUCUUUGUAGUAACUGGGUGUAUUGAUACACCAUCCAAAGUAUAAUUAAUUACUUCAUCAUGCUCAAAGGGAUAUUCAAUGUCUGCUUUUUUCAUUGUUACCCAUCUACCAAUAGGUGCUCUUCUUUGUGAGGCAUUGGAAAACCUACCUGGUCUUUGUGGUUUAAUCUGUUUUUGAUAUUCACUGCUCGGCUGAGAGACCUUACAGAUUAUUGUAUGUAUGGGGUACAGAGAUGAGGUCGUCAUUUAACUUAUUAUGUGACUUGUUAAGUAAAUGUUUACUCCUUAACUUAUUUAGGCUUGCCAUAACAAAGGGGUUGAAUACUUAUUGAAUCAAAACAUUUCAGCUUUUCAUUUUUAAUACAUAAAUACAUAAAACAUAAUUCCACUAUGACAUUAUGGGGUAUUGUGUGUAGGCCAGUAUAAAAAACAUUUAAUACAUUUCAAAUUCAGGCUGUAACACAAUAAAAGGUGUAAAAAGUCAAGGGGUGUGAAUACAUAUGAAGGCACUGUAUAUCAACACACAGUCAAUGUCCAAGCUGAGAAGAAAAAGAAAAGCCUGCAGCGCUGUCAACAUCAAAAAAUGUGGAAUUUUUGCACAUCCUUUCAUGCAACUCGUAAUGGCGAUCGCCACCUCAUGUUGACAAAACAGCUGCUUGCUCACCUGAGAGCAAGGCCCAGGCUUGUAAACAUUGCGACACACUGGAUUCCUGCAGUAGAUAUGCCUGCAGGGAACUGACAAGGAUAUGACUGGAGAACCCCUUCCUUCCACAGGAGACCAAUGAUUAAUCAUUUACUGGGUCAUUGAAACUCUUUACCUGCUGUACACUAUUUAUGUGGUUAAACCACUCUUUGUGUAAAAGGAAAAGCUUCAUUAAAACACAUUUUUCCUCUAA
This is a messenger RNA of Oncorhynchus kisutch (coho salmon), 4198 nucleotides long. RefSeq names its product lysophosphatidic acid receptor 3 (gene lpar3). Lineage: Eukaryota; Metazoa; Chordata; Actinopteri; Salmoniformes; Salmonidae. Gene Ontology annotation, molecular function: lysophosphatidic acid receptor activity. The transcript has 3 exons. Gene Ontology annotation, cellular component: membrane. The coding region runs from base 220 to 1302 and encodes 360 amino acids. The record is from RefSeq and is a predicted model, not a curated record. Gene Ontology annotation, biological process: G protein-coupled receptor signaling pathway.